AUGUUGCUUAAAAUUGUUGAAAAAUUGCUUGAUUGGUUAAAGAAAAGAUUGGGUCUGAAAAAAUGGGAAAUCUAUCGAAUUUAUCAAUUUGUUAAUGGGCCAUUUAUAAAGGUAGUCAAACCAAUUGACAUUCCAAUACAUCGACCUAUGCAUCGAUUGACAAGAGCAGAUUUGGAUAAACAUAUAAAAUCAUUUCAACAACAGCCGAUUGAAAAAGAGAAAAUAAUUUUUGCAAUCAUUCCAACAUUCAUUUUCAGCAUGAUUAUUAUUCGAGCGAUAAUUGUUUUGAUCAUAGAUGAUGAUAAUGUCUGGUGUACAUGGUUCGGAUCAGUAUUUCAUCUUAUUGCAUUGAAACGAAGACCACCUGAGAUUUCUGGCAUGCAUAUCGCUUUCGAAGAUUUUUUUUACUGCUGCUUCUUAUUUGGAUCAAUCAAAAAUCAUUGCUUCUUCCGAUUAAUGAUGUCUUAUUGCCAUCAGAUUUUUGAUCCAUUUAUGGACAAUAAUGAAAACCAUUGUCGAUUAAUACUAAGAUACUAUAAUCAGAAUCGAAAUCAUAACAAUAAUAAAGAUGGCUCCUUUAUGGAAAUGGAUUCAGAUUCUCUGAGCAUUUUGGCCAGACUGUUAAGAUGGAUAUACACUGCUCAAUGUUUGCUUGAAAUUGGUUCUCCAGUGUUUAUAUUUUCACUUGCGCUUAUCACCUAUUCAUCCAUUGAUCCAGAUCGGAACAAUUUUCAUUUGUUCAAUUAUUCAUAUUUUUGUUAUAUAUCACACAUGUUUAGUGUUGUAUUAAUCCUAGCUUAUUGGAAUUAUUAUGGAUUAAUUUACGCUUCCAAUUACUAUCUAUAUCUCAACAUUGUUUCUUUCAUAUUGGAAUUCAAAUAUCGACAAAACAAUAAAUAUCUCAUAAAAUCAAUUCAAUGUUCAUCGAAUCUAAGGAAAAAUCUGUACGACCAUCGCAAGAAGCAAGCGAAUUUUUUCACUGAAAUACAUUUGAUGAACGAAUAUUUUGGCAUUUAUCUUAGUUAUUUGUUUUUCAUAUAUACAUCUUUAUUCUGUCAAAACUUAUAUGUUGUGUUGAAAUCACCAAUCUUUUCAUCGAACUGGUUAUUCUUCAGUGGACUCUCAUCCUAUUCAGCAUUUGUUGUCAUAUCACUCUGUUUUGUUGUUGCCCGAUUGUUUCAACUGAUCUUCAAUUCUCAUAAACAUUAUCAAUCAUUAUUGGUUAAAAAUAGAUUCCGGAUGCAUUUUAAAGAUAAAUUGAAAAUAAUGAAUACAGUCAGCAUAAUUCAAAGCAAAACAAUCGGUUUUUCCUUUCUGGAUCAAACCUACAUACAAUAUGGCACAUUAGUGAGCAUUAUAUAUCUUACUGCCACUCUUUUUUGUCAGAUCCUCAAAGUGAUGUGA
Molecule: messenger RNA, 1404 nt
Organism: Dermatophagoides farinae (American house dust mite)
Lineage: Eukaryota; Metazoa; Arthropoda; Arachnida; Sarcoptiformes; Pyroglyphidae
Source: RefSeq, a predicted model, not a curated record